AUGGACGUCUCAUCCCUUCCCGGUAGCACUGGCGGUGGCACGCUCGCAAGCCGCGGAGGAGGCGGAGCAGGAGACUCUGCCAAAGGAGGGGAUACCUUCGACAACCCCAUCGGAAAUAUCUGCUGUAACGUCUUGACGUUGAUCUGCUGCUGCUGCUGCGCACCAUUCCUUAUCGUCUCGUUCCUCAUCUUGUAUCUGCUCGGCCUUAUCACCAUCGUGACGCCUACGCCCCCAGACAUGACGUUCGAGAAGUGGGCCGCCGUCUGCGACGCGCCGCUCUGCGCAGAUGUCGCCAAAGAGAUUUUCGGCAAGGGUGGCGCUAUAGGGGACGCCGCCGUCGCCACGUUGCUGUGCAUGGGAGUCACCGCCCCGCACCUCACUGGAAUCGGUGGUGGUCUCAUGGCCAUUCUUUACAACAAGGCUACCAUGAAGGUUCAAGCCUUGGACGCUCUUGGAGUGUCUCCGAAAAGCAUCACAGAGGAUAUGUUUUCAUCCAACGCAUCGGCGCUGAAACUCGGGGCGAAUGCUGUGAUCGUGCCGGGCGCACUGGCAGGAAUGCAGGCUCUGCACAACGUGACGGGCAAGCUUCCCUGGAAGGACGUCUUUCAGCCAGCCAUACGAAUCGCCAGGGAUGGUUUCACCAUCGGACCGAACCUGGCAGCUGCCCUGGCGAACAACAUGAUUGUACUGAAUCUAUCGCCUGCCCUGAGGAAGCGCUUCUCCAACAACGCGACCGGUGCCCUGCUACAAAGCGGAGACAAGCUGGUGCAGACGCAACUCGCCGAUUUGCUGACCAAGCUUGCCGAAGAGGGCGCGGAGUACCUCUACGAAAAGGAACUCGCCGAGGAGAUCGAAGCGAACGUGGCAAGUGCAGGUGGGUCACUCAAGGCGAGCGACCUGUCCGACUACAAGCCUCUCUGGCAGGAUCCAGUGUCGGCCAAGAUGGGAGGCAGCCAGCGCCUAUACUCGGCUCCUAUUCCAGGCGCUGGUGUUGUACUAGCGGUGGCCGUCCACCAGAUUAAAGUCAACUUUGUAGAGGAUUUGAAAUUCGCUUUGGCAAGGAGACCGGAGCUUGGAGACGAUGAAGACGUAAAAAGUAAGCAGGCCGACAUGGUGACUGAAGCGAUCGGAUUCGCCGAUCAAAACCGCGACAAGACGAAGCCCCUGGCAUCGGCGCAAAGCUACGGCAUCAAGCAUUCCCCCGAGGAGGACUUUGGUGGCGCGCAGCUGACCAUUGUGGCGCCCAGCGGCGAUGCGGUGUCCAUCACGUCCGGGAUGAAUGGAAUUUUCGGAAGCGGCUUCGAGGCCCCUUCGGGUCUCCUGCUCAACAAUUACAUGGACGCCUUCGCCAAGACCGGAAAGCCCUUCGGCCUGGACCCGUCGCCGGUGAACAAGCUGGCCCCCGGCAAGCGGCCCAUGACGUCCAUGCUCAUCACGUGCCUUCGCAUGUACGCACUUCCUCACUGCGUGUGGAACGACACGCGUGUCCAACCCACGUUUCGAUCGACCACGCCCAACGCGGUGUUCGCGGAGCACAAGUCGACGCAUUUUGACCCGGCACACCUGCUUAGGAAACUGGGUUACAGCGUUACGGAGAAGGUCAUCACAUCUGCUGCAACGGGCAUCGCCGUUUUAAAGACCGGCCUUUUGCUCGCUCCGAACGACACCAAGCAUGUCGAUGGCAGCCGCUCGGGUGAAUGA
This is a messenger RNA of Rhipicephalus microplus (southern cattle tick), 1701 nucleotides long. Its product is annotated as scoloptoxin SSD14. NCBI's taxonomy places the organism in Eukaryota, Metazoa, Arthropoda, Arachnida, Ixodida, Ixodidae. Gene Ontology annotation, molecular function: glutathione gamma-glutamate hydrolase. The record is from RefSeq and is a predicted model, not a curated record. Gene Ontology annotation, cellular component: plasma membrane. Gene Ontology annotation, biological process: glutathione catabolic process.